CUCUGAGGAUCUAACCUGGGCCCAUCAUAUCAAUACAGCUACAGAGCAGGCAUGACAGCGGCUACAUUUCAUUGAGUUUGAGGAGAUUUGGUUUGUCAGCUAAAGGACUUGAAAACUUCUACAGGUGUGCUAUAGAGAGCAUUCUGACUGGCUACAUCACCGUCUGGUAUAGGGAGGCGGGUGCAGCUACUGUACAGGAUCGAAGUAAGCUGCAGAGAGUUGUAAACUCAGUCAGCUCCAUCACGGGUACUGGUCUCCGUAGUAUCCAGGACAUCUUCAAGGAGCGAUGCCUCAGAAAGGUGGCGUCCAUCAUUACAGAACCCACCAACCAGGACAUGCCCUCUUCCCGAUGGUAGCAAUGAGGAGGAGUCGAGGACCAUGUCAGUAGACCUGCAGGGAGACACCUCGCUCCAGGUUGAGAUCUCGGAUGCUGUCAGCGAGAGGGACAAAGUGAAGUUCACCGUCCACACCAAGACGAACCUCCCCCACUUCAAGCAGCCGGAGUUCUCUGUGGUUCGACAGCACGAAGAGUUCAUUUGGCUCCACGAUGCCUAUCUGGAGAACGAGGACUACGCUGGGAUCAUUAUCCCGCCCGCGCCCCCGAGGCCCAACUUCGACGCGUCGAGAGAGAAGCUGCAGAAGCUUGGCGAGGGCGACGGCUCUAUGACCCGCGAGGAGUUUGCCAAGAUGAAGCAGGAGCUGGAGUCCGAGUACUUGGCCAUCUUCAAGAAGACGGUGGCCAUGCACGAGGUCUUCCUGCAGCGGCUGGCUGGUCACCCUGUGCUCAGAAAGGAUCACAACUUCUACGUAUUUCUGGAGUACGAUCAGGAUCUAAGCGUCCGCGGGAAGAACAAGAAGGAGAUCCUGGGCGGGUUUCUGAAAAACAUUGUGAAGAGCGCCGAUGAGGCGCUGAUCACCGGCAUCUCUGGCAUCAAGGAAGUGGAUGAAUUCUUUGAGCACGAGAGAACCUUUCUGAUUGAGUAUCACAAUCGGGUCAAGGAUGCCACCCUGAAAGCAGACCGCAAGACACGAUCUCACAAAAACGUGGCUGAAGACUACAUUCCAAUCUCCUCCUCGCUGUCCAGUUUGGGAACCUUGGACGCAAGCCCCCUCAGCAAGAAUCUACUCAAGCUAGCUGAGCUUUUCGAGAAACUCCGGAAAUUAGAGGGGCGAGUGGCGUCGGAUGAAGACUUGAAGCUGUCUGACUUGUUGCGGUACUACACGAGAGAUUCGCAGGCAGCCAAGGACCUCCUGUACCGGCGAGCGCGCUCCCUAUCCGAUUACGAGAACGCUAACAAAGCCCUGGACCGGGCCCGCAUGAAAAACAAGGACGUGAAGCAGGCCGAAGCCAGCCAGCAGCUCUCCUGUCAGAGGUUCGAGAAGCUCUCUGAGUCAGCCAAACAAGAACUCACAGACUUCAAAGUUCGCAGAGUCUCCGCCUUCCGAAAAAACAUGAUCGAGAUGACCGAACUGCAGCUGAAACACGCCAAGGCCAACCUGCUGCUCCUGAGAAAUUGCCUGAGCACGUUGCGAGAAGAACAGUAGUUAAUUGUUUCCACGUGUGUGUGUGUGUGUGUGUGUGUGUGUGUGUGUGUGUGUGUGUGUGUGUGUGUGUGUGUGUGUGUGUGUAUGUUGAGGUGCGGUCCCCCGCUCUGUUCAACAUCAUGUUCCCAUUGUUUUUGGGGCUGGGGCGGUGGAAUGUCAGCACUCCUGCUUGCUGUCAGUUCCCCCCCCCCCCCAUUUUUAAAAAAACAAUUUUGUCUCGAGUCUUAAGCACCCCACAAUUUGGCGACAGGCUCAGCGGACAGCAAGAGUUCUGACCGUUCUCCCACCGAUUAAGGGUGCACACGUUCUCACUCCUGCCCAGCCCCGGAGGAUCUGUACAGGGUGGACGGGGAAGCCUGUCGGAAGUUCGCAACCACUCGACCUCUCACUGCAGAUAGAUCCCCUCCUCUGUUGUAACCUUCACCCACCCCCCCAACUACAGUUGACUCUGAGCUCUCCCAGUGUUGACUCCGUGCAGUACUGACUGAUCCCCCUGCCUGACUUGACACUUCCCUCUAUGAAUUUCGGGCCCCCCCCUCAAUUUGAUUCUACCCCCUGAAGAUGACCCUCAGAGGUCUGCUUGCGAUCUUAAAACCCAAUUGCAAGAAGACGCCUUGCAAUCACCAGCUCUCCAGGGCUAGUUAAAUACAAACAAACCACUGGUUAUACUCAGCGGGACAGGCAGCAUCUGUGGGGGAAAGUGGUUCACUAGCACUUGAAGGUCUUCGACCUGAAAUAUUAAUUCCCUUCCGCUGCUCUGCCUAUACUUGUUAUUUAUAAAUGCAUCUAUACCUGAUGCAAGAAUGCCACGAUACAGGAGAGAAAAUGGUCACUUAACUGCCCGUCGUGAGCCUGGACCCCCCCCUCCCCCCGCACUUUGCAGGUCAACGUUCUUGCCCGUCCUCUGUCCUAACCCUGCCGCAGGUUUGUCUGGCACACUGGUGUAGAGCAAGUUUUCCCCUGUCUGACUUGUGCUGUCCUUGCCCAGGGAGUGUUUGAAGUGCCAAUGUGUUCUUCGUCUUUGGUCCCAUCAAUCCCUUACGCUUUUUUUUUAAAAAAACAACAGAUCGGGGACCAAAACGCCCGCCGCCCUUGUCAAGAGACCUUGCUCCUUGCAGGUGUGGCCGUUUGGAGUGCCUAGUUAUCUCUGUUGUUGGAGUCAGUCGUACUUGAGGUAAAGCUCGGGCUGUUGUAUAAAAGGCAGCAAGAGUUCAGCUUGGCUGCUUCCACGCAAAAUUUUUGUUUUGUCCUAAUGGGUAAAUGUUUAAAUUCUUCAUCUUGGGCAAUUCUUCACCCAGCUCCCAAUCAGUUUAACCCUCUGAUUUCUAAAUAAAACGUGGCUGAAUUUCAUUUGCGUGCGUUGAUUCUCCCACGUGUUUCGGAGCGUCUUGCCAGCUGGCCAGGGGUCUGUCGUUCUG
Messenger RNA from Mobula hypostoma (lesser devil ray), 2963 nucleotides. RefSeq names its product sorting nexin-32-like. Gene Ontology annotation, biological process: retrograde transport, endosome to Golgi. Bases 379 to 1545 code for a protein of 388 amino acids. The record is from RefSeq and is a predicted model, not a curated record. NCBI's taxonomy places the organism in Eukaryota, Metazoa, Chordata, Chondrichthyes, Myliobatiformes, Myliobatidae. Gene Ontology annotation, molecular function: phosphatidylinositol binding. Gene Ontology annotation, cellular component: endosome. The transcript is spliced from 13 exons.